This is a messenger RNA of Henningerozyma blattae CBS 6284, 1284 nucleotides long. It is a transcript of the gene UBX3, whose product is annotated as clathrin-mediated endocytosis regulator UBX3. Bases 1 to 1284 code for a protein of 427 amino acids. Gene Ontology annotation, cellular component: endoplasmic reticulum. Lineage: Eukaryota; Fungi; Ascomycota; Saccharomycetes; Saccharomycetales; Saccharomycetaceae. Gene Ontology annotation, molecular function: ubiquitin binding. The transcript has a single exon. The record is from RefSeq and is a predicted model, not a curated record.
AUGUCACUUAAUUCUAUUCCGGGUGGAUUUCAAGAAGCCCCAACUUCGCAAGGAGAAACUAUUGAAUCAAAUCAUGGUAUAAGUGAUAAUGAAGCUAAUUUACAAAGAUUACCAGCUAUCGAACGAUUGUGUGCUAAGAUAUUCCAAGCUCCAUUUAUCAUACUAUAUUUUGUAAUUACAUUAGCUUUCAAUGUUAUGGAUAUCUUUAAACCAUUUAAAAGAAUGUUAUGUUUUUAUGAUAGACAUCCUAGUCAAACUGUUGAUCGAAUUACACAAUUAAAUAAUUUAAUGGAUAUGUUAAUUUUGGAAUGUCAAACAAGGAAUAUUUCUAAGUCAUUAAUUGAUGAAGAAAACACUUUAAGUGAACGCUUUGACUUCAACACAUUAUAUAAUUUAAACGAUGGUCGUUUACGGGAUGAAAUUAUAAAAGGAACAUAUACUGAUCUUCUCGAUAUCUGUACAGAACAAUGUAAAUAUGGAUUAAUAUAUUUACAUGAUCCAUUAUUAGACAAUAGUACUAAUUAUCUGGAGGAAAUAUUAUGCACAGAGAAUUUUAUUAAUUUAGUAAAUAAAUAUCAGAUAUUGUUAUGGUUUGGAGAUGUGGUUACAUCUGAAGGGUUACAAAUUGUAAAUGCAAUGAAGAUUCGUGAAUUACCCUUUUUAGCUGUCAUCAGUUUGAACUCUAAUAAAGUUAUGGAGAUGAAGGGUAAAUUAGAAGGAAAUCUGAGUAAAUAUGAAAGUGAUUAUUUAGAGACAAUUCUUAAUAAGAAUUAUAACGAAUUAUUACAGUUACGUCAACAAAAGCAAAAUAUCGCUCUGGAAAGAAUUAUCAGAGAGCAACAAGACUCUAGAUAUAGAGAAUCAUUACGUCGAGAUCAAAGACGUGAUCAAGAAAGAGCCGACGCUGCACGUAUAGCUAAUGAAUAUCGAGUCAAAAGUCGAAACUGGUUAUUAUGGAGGAAAUCUAGAUUAAGAUGUGGUGAUAAUGAAGAUUCAUGCAGGUUAGCUAUUAGAUUUGAGGAUGGUGUAAGAGUUGUUGAACGAUUUAAAAGUGACUGUCAUGUAGAGGAUAUAUAUGUAUAUGUGGUGCUACGUGAGAAGGGACUAUUAGAGUCCGAAGAAGAAUUCCAUGGUGAUGAGAAUGAAUUUGAAAGUUUUGUAUAUGACUAUGGAUUUCGACUAGUAACACCGGCACCAAGAAAGGAAUUGGAUAAAAAUUUGGUACUCAAGGAUGAACCUCUUCUAUAUCCUUCUGGCAGUGUAUUAGUGGAAUCUGAAUUGUAG